AUGAAACUCCUAAGCUCGGUAGCUGUCUUUUUUGCUGUGAUUCCUGUGUCGCCAGUGAUUGUCGAUUGGCCUGCUGAGAGACCGCUCAUUUGUCAAUUCUUUCUACGCCGAGGGCAUAUGUACAUCCAUCAUACGGAUGAUACUAAGCGCAGUGAAGACGAUUACAGUGGAAUUGCUGUGCUAGUGGACGUCAACGAGAUAGUGUUUGGACGAUUGCCCUUUCACAACGCCAGAAACAAGUCCAAAAGGGAGACUUCGAACAUCCUUUUCCAAACAGCAAGAGGAUCUCAAGAAGCCGACAACUACUUUCUCCUCAUUGCCGACAGAUACAGACUAGAGAGAAAAAACUGGAAAGAUGGAUACAAUAAUAAGAAAAAUUGCAAAAUGGUACAGUUUCAUUUUUCGGUACCGAUGCUGAUAAAAAAGAAUGCUACGGAUCCAAACUCGCCGAAAUUUGUGGGGACUUACAACGUAAUACGAGACAAAUUGUAUUACACCGAUGAUGACAAAGAAAGGGUGGUCCACGUAGACCUGAAGAAGAAGUUCGAUAGUGGGUACGUUAGUACAGACGGAUUUGAAGUGCUGUGUGUACAUAAUAGAUAGUGAUGUUUCAAAUCUCGCAUUAUGCUGUCGUAAAAGUAUGACGACGUUUUGUUCACUUGUUGAACACCGAAUAAAUGUUGGGAG
This is a messenger RNA of Cylicocyclus nassatus, 687 nucleotides long. Lineage: Eukaryota; Metazoa; Nematoda; Chromadorea; Rhabditida; Strongylidae. The record is from the annotation of a GenBank genome assembly.